GAAGAGGCAGAAGGGGAUACAAGUCACAUAGGCUGAACGCAGCUCCUUAGCUGCCCGGGUCACCCAAGCUUGCUUUGCUUUCCCAUGCGCUUGGCAUCCUGGCACAGGUGCCAGCCCGGUGCCCUCUCCCCGUAAGAGACGUUGAAUUCUGAGGGCGCCCGGUCCCUAGAAGAUGACCAGCGGUGUGAGCCAGCUGCCGCAAAGCUGCCCAGCGCCUGCAAGGAGCACCUCCCUGCCCUGAUCCUGCACCCCGAAUCCCUACGCGCAGACUUCUUUUCCACCCCCCUUUCCUUCCUCCAAUGCCUGGCCAUGGGUUGGAUGUGUGCUUUGAUCUUGGCUUCCUCCUAUUGCCAAACCGGCUUCGCCUUCAGCUCCCACUUCGACUCGGAUGGACCCCUGCUGAGUGAGCUGUCCUGGCCCUCGUCACUGGCCGUGGUGGCGGUAUCCUUCUCUGGGCUCAUCACCAUCAUCUUCCUCAUGCUGGCCUGUCUGUGCUGCAAGGGGGACAUCGGAUUCAAGGAACUGGACAAUGUGGAAGGAGAAGACUACACCACGGAGUUCUCCGUCCAGAGCUCCCCGGCUCCCCAGAAUGGACCCGAGGUUUACGUCCUGCCACUUACGGAGGUCUCUGUGCCAAUGUCCAAGCAGCCCGGGAGAUCAGUGCAACUUCUUAAAUCCACCGAUUUGGGAAGACAGAGCUUGCUGUACUUGAAGGAGAUUGGCCGAGGCUGGUUCGGCAAGGUCCUGCUGGGGGAGGUGAAUUCGGGACUGGCCAGCACCCAGGUUGUGGUGAAGGAGCUCAAAGUCAGCGCCAGCGUCCAGGAGCAGAUGCUGUUCCUAGAGGAGACUCAACCCUACCGCGGACACAACAGCCUCAUAAACCUAAUGAUGGAGACGUCAGGAUCCUGGCAUGUCAACAACACAUUCCUUACACAUGACCGCGUCUGUUUUUGGCUCCGCGCCGCCAUCCCCGCCUUCCCAAUUUUCCAGAUUUGCAGCGUGAAAAUGCUUUGGCACGAAGACAUUCCUGCCGGGGCGAUGGGAGCCGUAGUCACGGUUAUUACAGCGGCGUUCCUGCCUGAGGCAUCCAUUAAAGAGGACCUGUCUUUGCUUGAAAUGAGACGAUGUACUGCCGGGGGAUCUCACCGAGGCGGGCUUUUCAGAUGA
Messenger RNA from Nanorana parkeri, 1167 nucleotides. Its product is annotated as serine/threonine-protein kinase LMTK1-like. The transcript has 6 exons. The coding region runs from base 310 to 1167 and encodes 285 amino acids. Gene Ontology annotation, molecular function: ATP binding; protein tyrosine kinase activity. The record is from RefSeq and is a predicted model, not a curated record. Gene Ontology annotation, biological process: peptidyl-tyrosine autophosphorylation; brain development. NCBI's taxonomy places the organism in Eukaryota, Metazoa, Chordata, Amphibia, Anura, Dicroglossidae.